This is a messenger RNA of Striga hermonthica, 454 nucleotides long. The record is from the annotation of a GenBank genome assembly. NCBI's taxonomy places the organism in Eukaryota, Viridiplantae, Streptophyta, Magnoliopsida, Lamiales, Orobanchaceae.
GAGUUUCGAGAAUAUUGCAGUUUUGCAUCGCUUUAAUGACCACGUGCAAUGUCGAGCUUUCCUAACCACUUUACGGGGAUCUGCACAAGAUUGGUUUCACCAACUACCAGCGGGAGCCAUCAAGGAUUUUGAAGGAUUCAGUGCGAGCUUUCUCAAUCAAUUUGCAAGUGUUAGGCCGCAGGAGAAAUCGUAUCUGACCUUAAUGGGCAUCCAGCAGAAGGAAGGUGAGUCGCUACGAGAUUAUGUGGCGAGAUAUACGCGAGCAUGUGUCGAGGUGCCUAGGGCGUCGGAGGAGAUAAAGGCGGGAGGUUUGACACGAGGGUUGCUACCGGGCUUGUGCAGGAAUUCUGUGGCAAAGCGCCCGGGUAGAACGUUCGACGAAGUGCUGGGGAGAUGCGCGAAGUAUAUGAAUGUCGAGAGGCGGAGAUUGAUUUCUCGCGAACGACUAAAGAGA